This is a messenger RNA of Cucumis sativus (cucumber), 1560 nucleotides long. RefSeq names its product thiosulfate/3-mercaptopyruvate sulfurtransferase 1, mitochondrial. Lineage: Eukaryota; Viridiplantae; Streptophyta; Magnoliopsida; Cucurbitales; Cucurbitaceae. The record is from RefSeq and is a predicted model, not a curated record. The coding region runs from base 161 to 1294 and encodes 377 amino acids. Gene Ontology annotation, cellular component: mitochondrion. Gene Ontology annotation, biological process: transsulfuration. Gene Ontology annotation, molecular function: thiosulfate-cyanide sulfurtransferase activity. The transcript has 13 exons.
CAGAGCAUAAUUAUCAUCUCCACAGUGGCUGUUGUACCUUGUAGCGUCGUUUUUAGGGACUGACUCUCACUGGGUCUCUUUCGUUUGCCGCUAUUUUUCACUCUCAACCUCUACCCAUCAGUCUCUUUGGAUUCUCUAUCUUGGGUUCAAUAUUUUGCCGAUGGCAUCGACCCUUUUGAGUAGAACCCUUUUGGUUAAUCGAUUUGCUCAUUCUAUUUCCUUUCCAUCUGGCAAGACCCAGAUUCUUCCUUCCGUCUUCAGUAAGAAAUUAUUUCAAUUUCGACCAAACUCAGCCAGUGUUGCAUAUAAUCCGACUAGGCGAUUUUCAUCUUUCAUGGCUUCAUCUGUAGCAGGGGCUAAAGCUCAUUUUUCAUCAAAAUCCUUAUCCACGGAUGAUCCUAUUGUUUCCCCUGAUUGGCUACAUUCUAAUCUCAAAGAGCCUGACUUGAAGGUGUUAGAUGCAUCAUGGUACAUGCCAGAUGAACAAAGAAAUCCUAUUCAGGAGUACCAGGUUGCUCACAUCCCUGGUGCCCUUUUCUUCGAUGUAGAUGGAGUAUCUGACCGAACUUCAAAGUUACCACAUAUGUUGCCAUCAGAGGAAGCUUUUGCUGCUGUUGUCUCUGCCCUUGGCAUUAGCAACAAAGAUGGUGUGGUUGUUUAUGACGGAAAGGGACUUUUUAGUGCAGCUCGUGUCUGGUGGAUGUUCAGAGUAUUUGGGCAUGACAGAAUUUGGGUGCUUGAUGGAGGAUUGCCGAAAUGGCGUACAUUAGGAUAUGAUGUUGAAUCCAGUGCAUCUGGUGAUGCCAUUUUGAAAGCUACGGCUGCAAGCGAGGCAAUAGAGAAAAUAUAUCAGGGGCAAGCUGUUGGGCCAAUUACAUUUCAGACCAAGUUUCAGCCACAUCUGGUCUGGGACCUUGAGAAGGUUCAAGAGAAUAUUACAGAAAGAACUCACCAGCUCAUAGAUGCCCGAUCAAAGGCCAGAUUUGAUGGGGCUGUCCUGGAGCCUCGGAAAGGAAUCAGAAGUGGCCAUGUUCCUGGCAGCAAGUGCAUUCCUUUUCCCCAGAUGCUGGAUAGUUCACAGUCCCUUUUACCAGCAGAUCAGCUCAAGAAACGGUUUGAACAAGAAGGCAUCUCUUUGGAAAAUCCUAUUGUAACUUCUUGUGGCACUGGUGUUACUGCCUGUAUUCUUGCAUUGGGCCUUCAUCGACUUGGGAAACAUGAUGUUCCAGUUUACGAUGGAUCUUGGACUGAAUGGGGAGCUCAUUCUGACACACCUGUUGACACUGCUUCAUAACUGCGGCUACCAUUCCUUACAAAUUUUCUUGUAAAUGCUCACAACUUGUUUUUGUUCUUUUCUUUUCUUAUCAAUCUGAGAACUCAACUUACAUUUGUGCUGUUAUUUUUUCACCUCAAACUAUAACUCAAAUCACUUUUUGUCUCAUCACAUGAAAAUAAAUUUCUGUUGCAUUUUUUCUUUUUUUUGGUCCAAUAAUGGAUGAUAUGAGAAACAAAUUGUCCACCUUGAUAUUAAUGGCAAAUUGAGAAGGGAUUUAAUCAGCA